Chrysoperla carnea is the source of this 1413-nucleotide messenger RNA. RefSeq names its product protein twisted gastrulation-like. Gene Ontology annotation, biological process: regulation of BMP signaling pathway. The transcript has 5 exons. The record is from RefSeq and is a predicted model, not a curated record. Bases 110 to 832 code for a protein of 240 amino acids. Lineage: Eukaryota; Metazoa; Arthropoda; Insecta; Neuroptera; Chrysopidae.
AUUUAAACGAAGAGGAAUCAAGAGUAUUUUAUAUUAACUUUUUACAGUUUUAAGCAAUUGUGAUGUCAUUAGUUGAAUUCUUCUUAUAGGAGUUAUAUCACAAAUAAAAAUGCAUUGGUCAUCAGCUUUAUAUACCGGAGGUAUAAUAAUUACAUUAUUCCUCCUAAUCAUAAUAUCCACAGACGUUUCAAAUGGUUGCAACGAAGCUGUUUGUGCAAGUAUUGUGAGUAAAUGUAUGCUGACACAAUCCUGCAAAUGUGAUUUAAAAAAUUGUACCUGUUGCAAAGAAUGUUCAAUAUGUUUAAGUGAAUUUUACAGUGAAUGCUGUUCUUGUGUCGAAAUGUGUCCGAAACCGAAUGAAACUAAUUAUCAUAUGUUAAGCGUGAACAGUCAUGUUGAAGAUUUGAAAAAUAGUAGUGUUGAAGGAUUAUUUAAUGCAUUAACUGAAGAACCUGAUCCAGAAAGUCGUUGGAUUGUUUUUAACUAUCCAAAUGAUUUUAGUAAUUUUCAAUCAGUGUUUUCCUCGAAACAUGAAGAUCCAUUUUUAUUGUCCGUUGAUAAAAAUACAGUACUUCCAAAUUGUACUGUAGCAUUUAUGACACAAUGUAUGAGCUGGAAUAAAUGUAAACAAAAUUGUUUAAGCAUGGGAGCAUCAAGUUAUCGAUGGUUCCAUGAUGGUUGUUGUGAAUGUGUUGGAAAAACAUGCAUUAAUUAUGGCAUAAAAGAGAGCAGAUGUCCCGAAUGUAAUGCUAUUGACGAAAUUGAUGAUCUUGCAGAUGAAAUCGAUUAUGGAGAAUUUCAUUACGAGUCACAAAGUUUAGGAGAUAUGUAAUCUCAAAAGUAUAUUAACUCAUUUUACAUGUUCUAGCGAAUUUUCUUUAAGAAAAUUUAGCUAUUUUAUUAUUCAAAAGAAAUGUCUGUUUUUAAAUGUUAAUUUUUACAGUAAUCGUUUAUAUUACUUAUAAAAUGUAUUUAUAAAAUAAUGUAAUAAUUGUACUUGCCAUUCAAUUUGCUUCAAGUUUUUUUAGAUCGUUAUUUAUACAUAUUUUUUAGGAAAUGAGGCAGCCCUAAUUAUAAAUGAAGAUACUACUUAGACCAUUUAGACUCUAGAUAGUCUAAAGGAUACUACGAUUCUUUAGCACCUUGAUUUGAAUGAUUCUUUUGAUGGGUAAUAGUGAAUAGAGUUCACCGACUGAAUGUUUUUACUAAUCCGACACGGAAAUCGUAAAAUUUCCGAUAAUUAAGGCUCGCUCAUUAUUAUAAAAAGAAAAUCUAUAAAUAUCGGUCUUAAAGAAUGUAAAAUGAGAUAUUUUUGUUAUCAAACAAAAUUGUUUAGCCAUAUAUUUUUUAUAUUUGUAUUAAGUCAGUUUUUAAUGUGUAUAUUGCUUUUUAAAUAAAAAAAUAUUAUAAAUA